This is a messenger RNA of Schistosoma mattheei, 492 nucleotides long. The record is from the annotation of a GenBank genome assembly. NCBI's taxonomy places the organism in Eukaryota, Metazoa, Platyhelminthes, Trematoda, Strigeidida, Schistosomatidae.
AUGGGAGAAGAUAAGCAUGAAAAUGAUGAACUUAUUCGUUGGGGAUGGCCAGAAGAUGUUUGGUUUCAUGACUGUGCACAACUGGUCAAGGAAAAUAGUAUCCAAGGUUGCAAACUUAACGAUGUCACUGUUGUAUAUACCAAAUGGGAGAACCUGAAAAAAACCAAUGAUAUGGAUGUUGGCCAAGUAGCCUUUCACAAUAAUAAAGCAGUGCAAAAGAUCGUAGUUGAAAAACGCAAUGGUGAUGUAAUAAAACGACUAAAUAAAACAAAAGAGCAAUGCCAACAUCCUGAUUUAAGAGGUGAACGAGAGAAGCGAGAUAUCCGCAUUAAAAACAAAGAAAAAGCUGUUCUGGCUGCUAAGAAAAAGUCAGAACUUGAGGCACAGAAAGUCCGUGCAGCAGAAGCAGAAAAAAGAUCAUACGAUCGUUUGUUUGUUGAGAGUAAAAUGAGGACAAAUGAAGAUGGCUAUGAUUCAGAUGACUUCAUGUAA